AUGGCGUCCUCAUCUACUACCCUAAAGCCAGAGAAGACAAUAAUUGGGAGCUCUCUGGAGAUCCCGCGGAUGAUCAAUGGCCUCUGGCAAUUAGCGGGUGGGCAUGAUGAAAAGGUGGACAUCGCGGCUGCGGCCGACGCCAUGAAUCCAUUAAUUGACGCUGGACUGAGUGCGUUCGAUAUGGCGGAUCACUAUGGUGAUGCAGAAUUAGUUAUUGGCCAACAUCAUGCACACGGGUCCCCAGGCCAGGUCACAGCAUUCACAAAAUGGUGUCCUGCCGAGAAUGGCAUCAAGACUUUUGAGCAUGCAGAGGCGGCCGUGGAUCUUGCGCUGACGAGAAUGGGCCAAACAAGCAUAGCCCUUAUGCAAUAUCAUAUCUGGGACUAUACAGACGAUACCUAUCUUCACAAUCUCGGUCAUCUUCGCAGACUGCAGCACCAGGGCAAGAUUGGCCACCUGGGGCUCACCAACACAGACGCGGCACAUCUCGAGCUCUUGCUACACUCGGGUUACCAGAUUGCCACAAAUCAAGUAUCAUGCUCAGUCAUUGACCGGCGCGUCGUCAGAGGGAGACUGUCAUCAGUCUGUGCAGAGAACAAUGUCGGCAUUCUUGCGUACGGCACACUACUUGGCGGCUACCUCUCCGAGAAGUGGGUCGGCGCUCCAGAACCGCAAGAUAUGGAGGCUCUCAACUGGAGUCUACGGAAGUACCUCCGCUUCAUUCACGCCGCAGGAGGCUGGCUCCCCUUCCAGCGCGUCCUCCAAAGCCUGGCCACUGUUGCCUCCAAGCACGGUGUGCCUAUCGCCGCAGUCGCAACGCGCUGGGUGCUAGACAUUCCCGUCGUCAGCGCCGUCAUCGUAGGCUGCCGGUUGACCGCAGGUUCCGGCAAGUAUACAGAGGCCAACCUAGCGGCAUUUUCAUUUUCCUUCGAUGAUGAGGAUGUGGCUUUGAUCUCAACGGCCCAGGAGGGCUUGUCAGACAUUCCCGGCGAUUGUGGAGACGAAUACAGACGACCUCCAUUCCUUACUGCGGCUGGGGACCUGACAGACCACAUCAAAGAGACGGACACAAUGCGCGCUGUCACGGAGGCUAUAUCACAAGGGAAGCGAGUUGAGCAUUGGUCCGCGAGCAAAUGGGAGCCUAUCGCAGGCUACUCCCGAGCCAUGAGAGUAGGUGAUACAAUCCGGGUGUCCGGAACAACCGCCAACUUGCCUCCCACACUAGAAAACGCCGUUCCUUUAGGUGUUCUUGGAGGAAGUUGUGCGCGCUGCCAGACAGUAGCAGCACUCGAUAUCAUUGAAAGGUCUGUCAAGAAGCUGGGUGGGAAGAUGACAGAUGUGGUCCGCACAAGAGUCAUGGUGCGCAGAGAGGAAUUGUGUGAGCCUGUCAGCCUCGCACACGGCUGGGUUUUCCAGUCCUGCCUCGGCAUUCGGCCUGCCAAUACGCUUGUCACAGCCGGAAUAAUCGGCGACGAUUUCCUCGUUGAGAUUGAGGCAGAGGCAGUGGAAAAGAGGCCGCCGAAUUAG
Messenger RNA from Cryphonectria parasitica EP155, 1527 nucleotides. RefSeq names its product Aldo/keto reductase. Bases 1 to 1527 code for a protein of 508 amino acids. The transcript is spliced from 4 exons. Lineage: Eukaryota; Fungi; Ascomycota; Sordariomycetes; Diaporthales; Cryphonectriaceae. The record is from RefSeq and is a predicted model, not a curated record.